AUGAACCUCACUGACGAGUUCCGCCAUGAGCGCCUCAAACUAUACGGCAACUUCAUGCGUCUCCUGCAGAUCCAGGGCGGUACGAAGAAGGAUGUGAUCAGUCUCCGGAUCACCCAGUACGCCAUCCACCGGCGCCCCCCUUACGCGGCCAUCUCAUAUACCUGGGGCCCCAACCCGAAUGCCAGCAACCUUAGACACCACCGCAGCAGCACAAAUCCCCCAGCGGCGGCGGUGAUGGAGACAUACACUCGGCAGAUCCGGGUCAACGGGCGUCCGUUCCGUGUGCGGGUGAACCUGUGGAACUUGCUGUACCAUCUGCGCCAGCGGGGGGAGUCGCGCUUCCUCUGGGUCGACGCGCUAUGUAUCGACCAGGAGAAUCUGGAGGAACGGAACUUCCACGUCCAGCGCAUGUCCGAGAUCUACGAGAAGGCCGUCCUCACCUUUGUGUGGCUGGGCCUGCCGUCCGAGGACAGGAGACAGGCCCGGAGUAUGGAGUUCAUCAGCGAGAUGGCCGCAUUUUGCAGGAAACACCAGCAUCAGAAGAUGCCGGACCCGUCAGCGUCGUCGGCGGCAGCCGCUUUCAGCGCAAAGUACUUUGUCGACGCCUACGAACAGCGCUGGGCCAACCUUCUCGAACUCUGCAAGGGCACAUACUGGACGCGUACUUGGAUUAUUCAGGAGUUUGUCCGAGCGAGCCGGGUCCAAGUCCUCUGCGGCACGGCCAAUCUCGACUGGGUCGACUUUGAGGACAUUGUCCGCACCGUGCGCUCGAUCACCACUUCACAAUCACAGACGGCGCCACCUCCAAUACCGGCCUUCGUGCAGCAGUUCACGCAAACAAUCCCCUUCCGGCUCACGUCGCGCCGCAUUUCGCACACGGCGUCGACGCUCGAGGACCUGCUUCUGGAGUUCUACGACUCCAAGUGCGCGGAGCGCCGCGACAAGGUCUACGGCAUCUUGGGCAUCGCUGGCGACUGCGGCGACGAUCCCGAGGCACCGCCGGGUUCUUAUCGCGGUCCGCAACCGGACUAUUCAAAACAUAUCCUUGAGGUCUACUUCGAGGUCUUCAGCUAUCUAAUGCAGCAGCGGACAUCAUCACAACUGCCGCCGCGGUCGAGAUCACCCAUGCAGGCCAUCUUUCUGGCCCAGCGCGCACUGGGCAUCACCCAGGCCGACGUGGAGAGCUACAUGGCGUUGCAAGCCAUACAGAAGCCCGGCCAUCAUUACCAGGGAGCCAGCCUGCUGACGCGGAGACUCCGCGACCUGACGUUCCCGCUGGUUCCGGACUACGUCAACUUCAUCGACGAAGUCCUCCCCGGAUGGACCAGCAUCCGCGACUUGCGUCAGCGGCUCGAGCAAGUGGACUGGGCGAAGUACGUCGGGCAUGAAGUGCGGAAGAAGACGUCCAGACCGUCGACCGGGAGAACGCAGAAAAGCUCUAGUUCGACAACGAUAACGACAACUACUUCGUCGUCCUCGGCACCCGGGACAGGCACGGGAACGGGGAUAGGGGUAGGGACAACCUACAUCCGCGCGCCUCUCCCUGCGGAUCUGAUCGAGAACGUCAUCCACGCCGCCUCCCACAGCGAAGAGAUGUCACAUUUGUACAACUACUCGACUUCCUCUACUCCUCCUUCUUCCCCAUCUCCAAAUCCUCCCGCCCCCGUCGCAGGAACCGAAUCUAGCGCCGACGCACUAGACUCCACAAGCCCCAUCCCUAUCCCGAUCCCUAUCGCCAUACCACACAUCCUCUUGCACGCGCACGACAAGCGCCUGCACCACAACCCCUCCUUGAGCAGGCCGCGAAUCAUCAUCGAAUCGAACCCUUCGGCGGGCAUCGAGCCCGCGCGGAUCGGGUUCGCCUGCACGGACGCGCGGCCGGGCGACUUGCUGUGCCAGUUCGCGGGGCUGGACGUGACGCUGAUCGCGCGACGCACCUGGACCACGGGGUGUGGAAACCAGUUGGCGCUCGUGGGGCUGGGCAAGAUGUGCACGCACCAGGGCCUGCAGGAGACGAGCGUCCAUCCCGCGUGCAAGAGGGGUGAUCAGGGGGAGAAAUGGUCCGGUGUGGCGGUCGCCGCUGGCCGUGCACAGGGGGAGGACAGUAAUAAUAUGGAUGGGAAUCCGGACGGGUGGACCAUCAUGGUCGAUCCCAUCGGGCUCUGGGAGGUCUUGAGACGGAGUUGA
Messenger RNA from Cladophialophora psammophila CBS 110553, 2187 nucleotides. RefSeq lists its product as uncharacterized. The coding region runs from base 1 to 2187 and encodes 728 amino acids. The transcript has a single exon. The record is from RefSeq and is a predicted model, not a curated record. NCBI's taxonomy places the organism in Eukaryota, Fungi, Ascomycota, Eurotiomycetes, Chaetothyriales, Herpotrichiellaceae.